Messenger RNA from Stereum hirsutum FP-91666 SS1, 663 nucleotides. RefSeq lists its product as uncharacterized. Bases 1 to 663 code for a protein of 220 amino acids. NCBI's taxonomy places the organism in Eukaryota, Fungi, Basidiomycota, Agaricomycetes, Russulales, Stereaceae. The transcript has 5 exons. The record is from RefSeq and is a predicted model, not a curated record.
AUGAAGGUUGGUGCCCUUCUUGCUGCCCUUCGAGGUAUGAGCCAUCACGACAUCGAGACUCGUAUCUGGAAUGAUCCCAUUUAUACGCGGUUGUUUGGAUCUUUACUUGAGCCCCGAAUCCCUCUCAUGCGAUCCUCUGUUCACGACAUCGCGGACAGUGUUGUGCUGGACGAGUUCGACUUGCCAAAUAAGGCUGCAGAGAGUGCGCGUGAGGUUUUCCGCCUGACCGCCACGUGCACUCAUCUCUACCCCCUCGGUUCCAAUGGUAAACCCGAUCAUUCCCGACCCUUCUACCAUCAAUCCAUUCUUUCGACAUUUAGUAAGAAGUUUCUAUUCGUGUCCCCGAACUUCCUUGAGAUACAUUCUCGUGAGCUCGGAAUCGCUCAUUCCGAGGACGACACUACACCCGUGCGUGUCCCUGGCCCUAUGAUUGCAUUUGUUGCCGUUGCGUGGAGGAAUGGUCACCAUGUCCCGAUUGAGUUCUCCCGCGACAAUUUCAACCACACCUACAGGCAGUAUUGCAAGCGGUUUGAAGAUCUUCGUGAGAGGUUUGGCGUUGACGUUUAUCGCCAGUACCUGUCUGAGUUCUACAAGACCGCUAUACUUUCGGCUCCGACGAGGACAUCUCUAUCGGUGCUGAUGAUGAUUGGGAUGCAGCUUUGA